This is a messenger RNA of Emericellopsis atlantica, 1818 nucleotides long. RefSeq lists its product as uncharacterized. The record is from RefSeq and is a predicted model, not a curated record. The coding region runs from base 1 to 1818 and encodes 605 amino acids. The transcript is spliced from 3 exons. NCBI's taxonomy places the organism in Eukaryota, Fungi, Ascomycota, Sordariomycetes, Hypocreales, Bionectriaceae.
AUGGAGGCCCGCUCUCUUGCCUCUCUGAAUCACCUCGCUGCAAACCCUCCUCAAUAUCCAGUCAAGCCUCAGGAACAACUGCAGGAGCCCUUGACGCUUUAUAUAUCACGAGUGCCAGGUACUCGAGAUGUCAUCUUGACAACCACCAAGCCGCAGGUGGAAAGUGUGACAGCGGCCGAUGUCACCAGUUCACUGUACUACAUUCAAUUCGACAACUCCAGCCCACAGUCGCAAGGUCCAACCCCGCCUCGUCAACAUUAUGACAAUGCGCGCUCAAGCGAUGAAAGUGCUCGUACGCGUCGAGCUAUUCCACGGAAGCCGAUUGGGGGUGCCAGGCCGCCCACACCCGAUGAGCCACCAGCACGUCUCUUGAACGUCCCUCUGCCGAGUGAACAACCUCCCUCGCCUGGCUCGUCAGGGCUGCCGGAGUGGUACGUCAAGGGCCAGCCCCCCGCCCUCAAAGUGCCUGAGACGGUCCCUUCCACUACCGCUGAGAAUGGGAUAUCUCCGCCCUCAGCCACCGACAUGCCGGCACGGAAACCAGUUGCUUCGUCGCCAAUCACACCUGUCAAGACCCUGCCAACCCUGCAGCAGCCUGCGGAGCCUUUUACAUCGGUGGAAAGGCCUUACUCGCAGCAAAGCUGGCAUGAGCGCGAUGGCGUCCCGGACUACGCAAAGCCGCCGCAUGAAAGGCCAUACUCGCAGCAGAGCAAUCGCGGCAUGACCGACCGCCCGCCUUCCCAACCAAGGAGCGCCGAGAAGCCCUAUCAUCCUCUUCCACCACCACCGGGUGAGCCACAAGCAGCCGUGUUGCCGCGUCGGCCCCGCGCUACGUCUGUGAAUCAACCAGGUCAAGCGGUGCGUGAGAGUGUCCACCGUCGCGCCGAAAGCCAGCAACUCCCCCGGCCAAUGAACUCCCGCUCACCUUCACCCAAGAAGCUUGACGACUCCUUCAGCCUCAAUAUCAUCCGUCGAGAUCCAUCUUCCGGCCAUCAGUGGAACGUUGGUCACAUCUUCUCGUGCCAGCUGCCUGAUCCCGUCACCGCGCCCUAUCCUGAAGAAUCACCUCGCCCGCCUAUAGAUGUCCACAUCCAGAACCCAGGCUACAGCAAGUUCAAGGGUAUGCCAGCUCGCAAAUCCGUCGAGAUUCCCCGCCAGCCGAAUGGCAUCGACGAGCCUCCACCGGAGACAGCCACCUUUUCCCGACAACUCGUCAUGUCGUACUCCAAGUCUUUCGCGAGUAAUGUCAAGGAUGUCUUUCAGAAACGCUCUCGUAGCGGCAGCAAACCGGCUCCGCCCGAGCCUGAGACGUCUCUCGGACAGGCAGGUCCCGGCAUGAAACCUCGCGGGUACGUCUUCGUGAGUCCUUGGGACACUCGAUGCGAGUUCUACACAAGCGUUACGGGAGGUUCGGUGCGAUGUCGCCACCUGCUCAACGACGGACGUGGCAUCACAAAUUCCCUUGUGACCGAGGACUCGACUUCGCCCUUUGCACACGACUCAGCCGUGGUCAGCGAGCUGCGCUUCAACCUCCCUGCCUACGAGAUGCCUGGGUUUGAGGAACAGACUACACAGCAAAAGAUGGGCUCCCUCGCCAAAUUCUGGAGGAGGGACGAUGUUUCUAUCGAAGACGGAGACGAUGGGAGUCUUUCGCCUUUUGAGAUGAACCUCGGCAAGGAACGUGCUGGUGGCGGUCAACGUGGAAGAAAGGCCAAAUUGGGCAAGCUGAUUAUCAACCACGAAGGUCUGAAGAUGUUGGAUCUUCUGGUGGCUGCUAAUAUGGGCGUCUGGUGGAGGACCUGGGAGAAGAGUUUUUGA